Wasmannia auropunctata (little fire ant) is the source of this 1768-nucleotide messenger RNA. It is a transcript of the gene Aptx, whose product is annotated as aprataxin. The record is from RefSeq and is a predicted model, not a curated record. Gene Ontology annotation, biological process: double-strand break repair; single strand break repair. Gene Ontology annotation, molecular function: DNA 5'-adenosine monophosphate hydrolase activity; single-strand break-containing DNA binding; single-stranded DNA binding. The coding region runs from base 208 to 804 and encodes 198 amino acids. Gene Ontology annotation, cellular component: nucleus. Lineage: Eukaryota; Metazoa; Arthropoda; Insecta; Hymenoptera; Formicidae. The transcript has 4 exons.
AUAUAGAGGCGCCACUGAACAGAUGUUGCAGACGCCAUAACUGCUGUCAGCUGUAAGUGCCAUUUAAAUCACUGGCGUUUUUAGUCUAACUAGUUUACCUCUGGCUUUUGCCUCUUAUAUUUUUUCAAUUAUAAAAGAAAAACACGGGAACACAUCUAUUCUCAGGUGGGUUUCUGACAGCACAACAACAAUAAGACGACUUGGACGAUGAAACGUAAAGCCACUGCUUAUACGAGUGAACAACUGCGACAAUCGGCAACUGGAAAGAAGCAUCAUUGGUCGGCUGGUUUAUUGAAGUCGAUAGAAGAUCCUGAAUGUAAAGUCAGAGAAGACGAUAAAAUAGUUGUCAUCAAAGAUAAAUAUCCUAAAGCGCAACUUCACUACUUGGUUUUACCAAAGGAAGAUAUUCCCUCUAUAUGGCACGUCAAGAAGGAUCAUCGAGAUUUGCUAACGCAUAUGCAUGAAGUUGCGUGUGAUCUGGCGGAAGGCCAUGCGGAUCAUGAAUUCUUCAUGGGUUAUCACGCAAUGCCUAGUAUGCAGAGGCUGCACCUACACGUAAUAAGCACGGAUUUUAAUAGCCCUUGUCUUAAGACUAAGUAUCAUUGGAACUCCUUCACGACGCGAUUCUUUUUGCACUCGCAAGAUGUAUGUAAUCAGUUGCGCGUGGACGGCGAAAUUAAAAAAAUUUCUCGAGAGCUGUCCACAGACUAUCUGAACACAAAACUAAAGUGUCACAAAUGCUCGACGCAGCCGAAAAAUAUGCCGGAUUUGAAGAGGCAUUUAUUAACACACAUUGGUAAAUGAAAGCGAUGGAAAGCGGAAUGUAUAAAUAUGAAAUUUUUGUAAAUAAUAUUUGUAAUUUAUAUAAUAUAAAACGUGAAUUAUCUCUAAAAAAUAAAUUAAUUCUUUUUCAGUAUCUUUGUGGCUCAUUGAAAAGUUUGCAACCUUGAAACAUUUAAUAUAAUAAUAUAGCAAAAAAAAAAGAAUAUGUAACAUUAUUACACAUACAUCUAAAACACGAUAUAAAAUUUUUACGUUGCAUCAAAGAUAGAAAUUAUUGUCCCUCAUAAUUAUAACGUUAUAUAUACCUAUAUUAUGUAUAUCUCCUAGUAUAUGUAUAUAUACCUAUAUUAUGUAAGGAAACUUUCUGGGAUGGGACAUACAAAAUUAAUACAAGCGUGUUUAUGCGAUAUUUCGGAAGAUUUAUUCUGAAUAAAUUUGAUGUUAUCCUUAAUACAUCUUGGCGCCUAUAAUAUCAAUUAUACCCUAACUAUUUACAAAGUCUUCUCGUAGAUUGCGCGAGUGUAUAUUGAGUGUUUCUGUUUGUGUAUGUGUGUGUAUGCGUGUGUGUGUGCGUAUUACGUGUAGAGUGUGUUACAUUUAAUCUGUAUACAUUUAGUAAUACUGCAAUCAAUAGUUGAAACGUUUCUGCUGCAUCUGAAACAGUAGGCUGAACAUCGGCAAGGCCUUGCUGUUAUUAACUUUGCGUUGUUUCGCAGAUCGUAAACGAUUUCGCAACGGUGUAAGAGUUCCGAUUUUUUCUUUUUUCUUUUUUUUAAGUAUACGUCCCCUCUGAAAAAACUUCUAGCCUAGCUUUAAAUUAGUUAUCUCUUCUCUUAGUGAACGUAGCGCCUUGGCGCGUGUCCCCUUUACGAGGUCCACGUCCAAAUCGAUUAUUUCGCUAUGAUAUAGUAGUAGUGAGAGGGGAGGGUCCGAAGCGUACGGACCGCAAGGGCGGCAGGAAUCUCGGGAGCGGUGCCGAAUGAAA